Molecule: messenger RNA, 2274 nt
Organism: Talpa occidentalis (Iberian mole)
Lineage: Eukaryota; Metazoa; Chordata; Mammalia; Eulipotyphla; Talpidae
Product: E3 ubiquitin-protein ligase TRIM38-like
Exons: 8
Coding region: 383-1774 (463 amino acids)
Molecular function (GO): protein binding; zinc ion binding
Source: RefSeq, a predicted model, not a curated record
GUUCACUUCCUGGUUGUGGCUGCAGGAAGAGGCAAGUUCAGAGGCACCGACACUGAGUAUGAGACUGUGCUGAGGGGGGGAUGUGGUGAAUGAAGCCAGGCCACCCUUUGCCUGUGUGUGUGUGUGUGUGAUGGGGUGGCAGUGGGUGAGCCCCUGAAACUCUGGCAAAAGUCAGGAUUUUGCUUUCUAGCUCUCUCGCCCUGGGUGCUUUCUCUUUCACAGACUCCAUGCCACAUCUCAAAAGGUCCAGGUUAUGAGACAGUAGAUUUCCAGACCUGUGGAGGGACAGAAGCCCAGCUUACUUCUGUGUCCUUCACUGCGGAAAAUUCUACCUACUUCAUCUCUGCCUCUAAUCUGACAUUGGAGCUUUUCAGGAAGGGCCAUGGCCUCAGCCACAGCUACCAAGAAGAUGAGGGAGGAAGCCACGUGCUCCAUCUGCUUGGAGCUGAUGACAGGGCCCAUGAGCAUCAACUGUGGGCACAGCUUCUGCCGCCAGUGCAUAGAGGGCACCCUUGAGAACCCACAAGGGACUUCAUCCCUGAGGGAGUCCCAAUGUCCCCUGUGCCGGGCACCAUUUCAAAGGGACAGUCUCCGAUCCAACAAGCAACUGGAAAACCUCAUUCAGACUGUCAAGGAGAUAGACAGUGAGAGGCUGUGUGAGGAACAUGGAGAGCGGCUCCACCUGUUCUGUGAGGAUGACGGGCAGCUCAUCUGCUGGCGCUGUGAGCGCUCCCCCCAGCACAGAGGACAUAUCACAGCUCUUGUUGAGGAUGUAUGUCCAGGCUACAAGGAAAAGCUCCAGAAAGCUGUGACAAAACUGAGGGAACAAGAUGACCAAUGUCAGAGUCUGAGGUUGAUCACACAGAAACAAAUAAGGAAAUGGGAGGAGAAGAUAGAACUCCAGAGAAGGAAAAUCCAGGCUGACUUUGAGAAUCUGCACACCUUCCUCCGUGUUGAGGAGAAGUGUUGUCUGUGGAGACUGGAGAAAGAAAAAGAGCAGACUCUGAAUAUUCUGCAGGACAGUGAGGCAAGUCUGCAAAAGCAGAGCCAGGAACUCAAAAGCCACAUCCGGGAACUAGAGAAAAAAUGUCAGUGCCCAGCCCAGGAUUUGCUGCAGGAUGUGAAAGACACCUUGAGUGGGAGUGCAGCUGUGGAGCUGGAAGUGCCAGAGGCUGUCUCUCUGGAGCUUCACACUGUGUGUAAUGUUCCUGAGCUUUACUUGGAUGUGAAGAAAAUGCUAAAGAGCUACCAAGUCAGCGUGACUCUGGAUGCAGAUACAGCUCAUGUUGGCCUAACUGUGUCUAAGGAUGGAAGACAAGUGGCUUGUGGAGAUGCCCAAAUGAAGCUUAGCAGUUCCAGGAGAUUUUGUGCAUUACCCUGUGUCCUGGGCUGUGAGGGCUUCACCUCUGGAAGGCAUUUCUUUGAGGUGGAUGUGGGAGAAGGAACUCAGUGGGAUGUAGGAGUUUGUCUGGAAAAUGUGUGCCGGGCAUCUGCGAGGAAUCUCAAGUUUCAGUCUGAAGUCUGGGCCAUCAGGCUCUGCAAAGGGAACCAGUAUGCAGCCCUGACCUCGCCCCCAACUUCCCUUUCUCUGAGUGAGCGGCCCCUGGUUGUGGGGGUUUUCCUGGACUGUGAGGCUGGACUUGUGUCCUUUUACAACAUGCCGACUGGCUCCCACAUCUUCACCUUCCCGAAGGCCUCCUUCUCUGAAACUCUCCGACCCUUUUUCCAGGUUUAUCCAUGUUCUCCUCUAUUCCUGCCUCCACCAGAUGAGUAAACAGGAAUUGCCUCUUUCUUGGGAUCAUAGAGAAUGAUACCGUGAUAAUGACAUGAUGAUAUGAUCAAAUACAAUGAAAACCGUGUGAAGUCAGAAAUUUCAUGUGUUCUUCACUUCCAUUUCUCUGUACUCAACUGUGCUGAGCCUCGGUGACUAGGCAAUAAAUCUAUAUUAGGAAUGGACAUCCUCGUUGCAGAGGCUGUGGGGGUGACAGAAGCAUCCUGAGCAACCAUCUACCCCUUCUGCUGUUGCUGUAAAUGAAGGGUGUCCUCUCCUGUGUCUCCCUCCUGUUCAGGACAUGUGGACAGAGUCACAGUUUCCUCCUCCAGGAGUCUGCCCCCAUGUUAGUUUCAUCUCUGAUUGAGAUCAGAGCUCACAUCCUUGUGGCUGCACGGAGUGGCAGCUGGCGAAGACCCCACCCUGAGUGUGUGGCUGUGCCAAGUAGCAUAGGUGUUGAACAACACCAGGCCAAGACAGAAGAUUUCAAGAACUAUGGAGGC